AUGGCUUCUCUUACUCUCCCUAAUCACUAUCUUCCCACCUUGCUUCGCUCUCACUCUCCCAACUACCCAUGUUCCCAAAACCUCCCACUUCCUUCCACGCCAUCAAAUUCUCAAUUUUUCGGUCUCAAGUUGUCUCAUUCUCCCUCCUCCUCAAUCCCCUCUUCUUCUACACUCAGAGGCUCCAUUUUCGCCAAGGUGAGUAAAGGUUCAAAGCCUCCGAAUUUCACACUGAAAGAUCAGAAUGGGAAGAAUGUAAGCCUCUCCAGCUUCAAGGGAAAGCCUCUAGUGGUGUAUUUCUACCCUGCUGAUGAGACCCCUGGCUGUACCAAACAGGCUUGUGCUUUCAGGGAUUCGUAUGAGAAGUUCAAGAAAGCAGGAGCGGUGGUUGUUGGGAUAAGUGGUGAUGAUGCUUCCUCUCACAAGGCAUUUGCCAGCAAAUACAAACUUCCAUUCACAUUGUUGAGUGAUGAGGGUAACAAGGUGAGGAAAGAAUGGGGAGUGCCAGGUGAUUUCUUUGGAUCGUUGCCUGGAAGAGAGACUUAUGUAAUUGACAAAAAUGGGGUGGUUCAGCUUGUCUACAACAAUCAAUUCCAACCAGAAAAGCAUAUUGAUGAGACCCUGAAAAUACUUCAGAGCCUUUGA
Molecule: messenger RNA, 642 nt
Organism: Sphenostylis stenocarpa
Lineage: Eukaryota; Viridiplantae; Streptophyta; Magnoliopsida; Fabales; Fabaceae
Source: the annotation of a GenBank genome assembly